UGACUAAAUUUGCAAAUGGUUAAAGAACAAGCUAAUCUCCCCCUCUCUCUCUCUCUCUCUCUCUCUCUCUCUCGCUCUCUCUUUCUUUCAGUGUUACGUGAUGAUUUCAGACAGAACCCUACGGAUGUGGUGGUGGCUGCUGGAGAACCGGCCAUCCUGGAGUGCGUUCCCCCUCGUGGACACCCAGAACCCACCAUCUACUGGAAGAAAGACAAAGUACGAAUCGAUGAGAAGGAUGACAGGAUCAAGAUCCGAGGAGGGAAGCUGAUGAUCUCCAACACGAGGAAAAGUGACGCUGGCAUGUACAUCUGCGUGGGCACUAACAUGGUCGGCGAGAGAGACAGUGAGACAGCUCAGGUCACCGUGUUUGAGAGACCCACGUUCCUACGACGGCCCAUUAACCAGGUGGUUCUGGAGGAGGAGGCAGUGGAGUUUCGUUGUCAGGUGCAGGGAGACCCCCAACCUACCGUCCGCUGGAAAAAAGACGACAUCGAUGUCCCCCGUGGGAGGUAUGAUAUCAAAUAUGAUAAAGAUGACUAUGUGCUGAGGAUAAAGAAGGCAGCAGCGAGCGAUGAAGGAACCUUCACCUGUGUAGCUGAAAACAGAGUUGGCAAAACAGAGGCAUCCGCCACCCUCACGGUCAGAGCUCGCCCUGUCGCCGCACCGCAGUUCGUGAUCAGGCCGCGGGAUCAGAUUGUGGCACAAGGACGGACCGCCAGUUUCCCCUGUGAGACCAAAGGAAAUCCACAGCCGGCAGUCUUCUGGCAGAAAGAAGGAAGUCAGAACCUUCUGUUUCCAAAUCAACCGCAGCAACCCAACAGUCGUUUCUCGGUGUCGCCCAGUGGAGAUCUGACCAUCACAGCGGUCCAGCGGGCAGACGCGGGAUACUAUAUCUGCCAGGCCCUGACGGUGGCAGGCAGCAUCCUGGCCAAAGCACAGCUUGAGGUCACAGACGUGCUGACCGAUCGUCCUCCCCCCAUCAUCCGGCAGGGGCCAGCUAACCAGACUCUGGGUGUAGACAGUGUGGCUCUUCUGAGAUGUCAUGCAUCUGGAGAACCGGUCCCAACCAUCAGCUGGCUGAAGGAUGGGGUCAGCCUGCUGGGCAAAGACCCUCGCAUGUCCCUGCAGGACCUUGGCAGCCUGCAGAUCAAGGGUCUGCGGAUCUCAGAUUCUGGUAUCUACACUUGUGUGGCAGCAAGUUCUAGUGGGGAAACAUCUUGGAGUGCUUUCUUGGAAGUCAAAGAGUCUGGAAGUCUUGUUGUAGUUAAAGACCGGGAUGAGAACGAGCUCCCAGGUCCUCCUUCCAAACCUCAGGUCACAGAUGUCACUAAAAACAGCGUGUCGUUGUCCUGGCAGCCUGGCCUUCCAGGAGCUUCACCAAUCUCAUCAUAUGUUAUUGAGGCUUUCAGCCAAUCGGUGAGCAACAGCUGGCAGACUGUGUCCGAUCAUGUCAAGACCACCCAGUACACCAUUAAGGGUCUUCGCCCCAACACCAUCUACCUGUUCAUGGUGCGAGCAGUCAACGUCCAAGGCCUGAGCGACCCAAGCCCCAUGUCCGAACCCGUCCGCACUCAAGAUAUAAGUCCUCCAGCUCAGGGAGUGGAUCACAGACACGUGCAGAAGGAGUUGGGUGAGGUUAUUGUGCGGCUACACAACCCUGUGGUCCUCAGCCCCACCACCAUACAGGUCACAUGGACGGUUGACCGGCAGUCUCAGUUCAUCCAGGGCUACAGGGUUUUGUACAGACAGAUGUCAGGGCUGUCCUCCCCAGGAGCGUGGCAGAGUCAGGAUGUGAAGGUCCCCUCUGAGAGGAGCAUGGUGCUCUCGGCUCUGAAGAAAGGCAUCGUCUACGAGAUCAAAGUCCGUCCCUACUUCAACGAGUUCCAGGGCAUGGACAGCGAGUCCCGAACGGCAAGGACAACAGAGGAAGCGCCCAGUGCUCCUCCUCAGCAGGUGACGGUCCUCACGGUGGGCAAUCAGAACAGCACAUCCAUCAGUAUCUCCUGGGACCCUCCUCCUGCUGAACAUCAGAAUGGCAUCAUCCAGGAAUAUAAGAUCUGGUGUUUAGGGAACGAGACCCGUUUCCAUGUAAAUAAGACGGUGGACGCAGCCAUCCGCUCAGUGGUGGUGGGGGGUCUCCAGGCGGGGGUCCAGUAUCGGGUGGAGGUGGCCGCCAGCACCAGCGCUGGGGUGGGGGUGAAGAGCGAACCACAAACCAUCAUUAUUGGUAAAGACUUCCGGGAUGUGAUCAUGAGCAGGAACAACAGCAUCUCGGAGCAGAUCACGGACGUGGUGAAGCAGCCGGCUUUCAUCGCGGGCAUCGGAGGGGCCUGCUGGGUCAUUCUGAUGGGCUUCAGCAUCUGGCUCUACUGGAGGAGAAAGAAGAGAAAGGGUCUCAGCAAUUACGCAGUGACGUUCCAACGUGUUGAUGGAGGCUUGAUGAGCAACGGGAGUCGUCCUGGUCUGCUGAAUGCCAGUGAUUCAGGAUACCCCUGGCUCGCUGACUCCUGGCCGGCCACCAGUCUGCCUGUGAACAGCGGCUCUGGAGGAUCCAACGACCUCAACAACUUCGGCCGCGGAGACGGGAUGCCCAGUGCCCAGGCCGAUAAGACGGGCACCAUGCUUUCAGACGGAGCCAUUUACAGCAGCAUCGACUUCACCACCAAAGGUGGAUUUGGCAGCCCAAGCCCCGCCUCCCAGGCCACGCCCUACGCCACCACCCAGAUCCUCCACUCCAACAGCAUUCACGAGCUGGCCGUCGAUCUGCCCGAGGCCCAGUGGAAGACCUCCCUACAGGCCAAGCAGGAGAUGGCCAACCUGGGCUACUCACUGCCAGACAAGAACUCCUGCAACAACAGUGGGAAAGGCGGAAGGAAGAAGAAGACCAAAGCAAACUCCAAGGCCACCAAGAUGAAUGGCUCUAACUGGGCUAAUGUUCCACUCCCUCCCCCUCCUGUCCACCCUCUUCCAGGCACAGAGAUGGACCACUAUGCUUCAGAGCACCAUGACGGAGGAGGAUAUGAUAGUGAUGGUUGGGGCCCACCCUUGCCUGUGCAGACAUACCUCCAUCAGGGUUUAGAGGAUGAGCUGGAGGAAGAGGAAGAACGGGUGCCCACUCCUCCAAUAAGGGGUGUGGCCUCCUCCCCAGCAGCGGUUUCCUUUGGCAAGCAGUCAACAGCCACACUGAGCCCAUCCCCACGGGAAGAAAUACAGCCCAUGCUCCCAUCCCACCUAGAUGAGCUAACCCGUGCUUACCAGUUGGACAUGGCUAAACAGACUUGGCACAUGCAGGUUGGGCCUUACCCACCCCAGGCCCCUGCACCGCCCGUGGGUUACAUCUCCAGCACCCUAGUGUCUGAUAUUGACACAGACCUUCCUGACGAAGAUGACGAUGAGGAGGAGGAUGAAGGAUAUGAGAUGUCGCCACCAAUUAGGGGCAUCGAACACACGCCAGGCUCCAGCAUGGACAACUUGGACAGCUCUGUUACGGGCUCCAUGGUGAAUGGUUGGGGCUCGGCUUCAGAAGAUGAUGACAGAAACUUCUCCAGCAGAAGGUCUAGUGCCGCCAGCUCCUCUGACGGCUCACUCUUCACCCAUUGCAGUUUUGCACGGGCCCUGGUGGCGGCCGCAGACAAGGCUGGUUACCGUCUGGACGGCACCAGCCUGAGCAAGAGAGAUAAAGGUCUACCUCAUAGACCUCGUCCUGCCAGCCCGUUCUCCACAGAUGGAAGCACGGUAGGCACACACAGCCUGGGUCACCAGCGGGCAGCAAGGCCCACCCGCAAACACAAAGGCCCUGGCACUGCCCCACACCGCCGCGAUGCCAGCGCUGAUGAUCUGCCUCCACCACCAGAGCCUCCACCCUGCCAGACAGCUCGUGUCCAGGGGGCGAGGAACAUGCCCAACCCCUCGGACCGCAAGGCUUCCUCCUUGGAGAGGCAACCCAUGAUGGGCCUGGAGGAGAUGAAGAGUUCCUUGGACCGACAGGCCCGAACCUCACUGGAGCGCCACCAACAAGCCCAGGACAGACUGGGAUCCAUAGAAAGAGGAGAGGAGAGCAGAAGAGGACAGAAAAACGGUCCUGUUUCAGAAGAGGCCAUAUUGCCAUACAACAAACCAUCAUUCCCAUCUCCCGGGGGCCACAGCUCUUCUGGGACGGCCUCCUCUAAGGGGUCAACAGGUUCUCGUAAAGGUGAAGGGACAAGGGGACAGCACCAGCGCUCCACCAUGGAGCAGGGCGAAAGCAGCUACAUGGGGCCCAACGCGCAGUACUCUGGAGAGUUAUAGUGAGCCUUUUUGAUGGAAACCUUUAUCUGUUCUGGAAACGUCUCACCUGCUUGGUGCAAUGGACUCGUGAAGCGUCAGAAGGAAGAAGAAAAAAAAUAUAUAUGAAAAGGACAAACUGUAAAUGUGAUGUAAAGAUGGACAUGCAACCCACAAGAUCCGCAACAUCCCCUUCCCCCCCACCUUCCUCCUUAAACGAUUCAUUCACAGAAAAAAGAAAAAUGUUGAGGACAAAAAAAAAAAAAAAAAAAAUGAUGGAAGCCCUAAGAUCUGAGUCGCCCCGCUUUGGUGAACUUGCGAAAAGGAAAUUGAGUUUCCUGUAAAUAUAUUCUUGAGAUCGGAGAUUGAAAAUGACAUUAUUGUUAUUGCAUUGCUAUGCAAGCCGAGUUCUGGUUCUGCGCUCUCCUCCCUCUUACGCUGUUGGUCGUUUGUACAAUAUGUGAAUUGAUGGGCUGUGGUGCCAUAGAAAUUAUGUUGUCAUCCAUCAUUUGUUAAUACUUCUCAUGAAUUAAUUGUUGUCAUUAUAAUAAUUAUUAUAAUUAAUUAUUUUCUUUUGCACUGCAAUUUUGGUGAUAAGCACAAAACCAUAGCUCCUGCUGACAUGAAGAAUUGGAGGAAAGGAAAUGUGAAGGGGAGUUUCUGUACUGUAACUAGAGAGAAGAAAAUAUAUAACCGUGUACAGAGAUAUAUUAAGAUAUGCCUGCAUGUAUGCUGGCAGAAAGACUUACAGUUCUGACAAAAUGAGUUACAAACUUUCGGCAGUGGGGUUCCUGAGAGAGGAACCGGACUCUCUCUGUGCUGGAAAUAGUCACAGUUGGGUUGGGAAACUGUUUGCAGGGAAAUAUAUCCUAGGUGGUUCUAUUUUCAACACGUCCAGAUGCCCCUACUACUAAAUCUAGUCCACUUGGUCCAAUUGGAACAUAUUUAGGCCAGAUCUUUGAACUACACUGGACUACAGGUACCAACUUUGCCUCUUUCCCUGCUCACGUUGCAGCUUGCUUUUUUUUCCAUUUAGUCUUUAAUUUGGUCCAUCUAAGCAUAGCAAAAUUAAAUGACACCAACUUGGCUAACGUUUGGAGGUGAUUUGGGCUUAAAGUUAAAUUGGGCUUUUUAAUUUUUGAUCUCCACUUAAAAUUUGACGACAAGCACUUGGAAAGUGAGUAAUUUAAAAGCCAUAUGAAUAAGCCUACAAUACCCCUGCCUUCCCGUAAGGUCUCUGCCUUACUCUAGAGGUCUUGUAGACGUCAAUUCCCAUGCUUGUCUAGAGAUUCUGUGUACGUCUCAAAUCACGAGUGGAGAAACAAUUCAGGUAACUUAAUUUAACAUUUUUGUUGAGCACUUAAUGUAUCUUGUUUUUUUUUAUAUAUUUCCGACAAUGUCCCAAAGCCUUGUUUUCGAGUUCUACUUUACCUUUGCGGGGCACUGAAUCACUAAGAUCCAUAAGUAAAUCCACGUUCAUUGGUAUCUUGAUUCAGAUAGUCGUCCUGUCAUCACAUGUGGAAGUCUCAAAACGACUAUCGAGCUAAAGCCAAUAACAUUCUGAAUUUGGUUUUCAAAAAUACGGCAAUAUCUCUCACACGAUUUUUUCACGUCCUUGGUGUGUGCUGUACGACGUCAGUCAAACCUCCAGAAAACGUUUCCACUGUCUUUGGCCAAUGCAUCCAGUACAGUCCAGUUGGUUCAUUUUGCUUGAUGAAAUUUUACAUAUAUAAAUAUAUUAUAAAAACAUAAUGUACAAAAGGCUGCUCAAAAGGAUAUUUUUUACUGUGGAAUCUUCAGGAGUAACUGGUGAAAUGACUGUUUUCUUUCGUUAUUUCCGUCUUCGUUUUUGUAUAAUGUUACUGAGGAGAGCUCUCCCAAACCGGGCUGACGUGCCGUCCCAUGUCUUUCUCUCAAAAUCCACAUCAUUUCAACGCUAGUGUUCAGCUGUUUGGAAUAAUGAGGUGCGAACGAGUAUCUCAGGUGAUUUUACAUCUAUAUCGGUGGUGUUGAUGUGGGUGUAUAUAAAUGUAUAUAUUCAUAUGCAUCCUCACGUAAGAGAGUUCAUUCCAUGGUCGCUAUUGAAACGUUUCUCCACCCCUUGUACCUGAUGGAUUGCUAUGCUCUCUCUUCCUUUUUGGCCCUGUCGACAGUGGAUUUCCAUUCCUUUCUCUUCCAUCUGAAAACGUGCCGGUACACUAAAUGUCCAUAAGACAAAGAUGUCACUUACAGAACAUACCAAAAUUAAUAUUGAUAUUUCUAAUGUCUAAUGCAUUUUAGUGUCUUUUUUAAUACUUGUUUCUUUAAACAUCACAGUGUUGUUGUUUUUUUGUAUUUAUUAAGAUAAUAAAGGUAUAUUGUGAAAAAUGCA
Molecule: messenger RNA, 6634 nt
Organism: Carassius auratus (goldfish)
Lineage: Eukaryota; Metazoa; Chordata; Actinopteri; Cypriniformes; Cyprinidae
Product: roundabout homolog 2-like
Molecular function (GO): protein binding
Source: RefSeq, a predicted model, not a curated record